AUGAUCACCCGUGACUUCUUGCUUGAGAGUCUAAAAUUCUCAUCAAUGACUGACAGAGAAGACAGUGUUACCGUCGCCCAUGGUGGCACCUUUGACUGGAUAUUCUCUGAUGAGAACCUUGGACAUGAAAAGUCACAAGUGGAGGAGUCCCUCACAACUUGGUUGUCGAAUGCCCAUGAUAGUGGCAUUUUCUGGAUCAGUGGCAAGCCAGGAUCAGGCAAAUCGACGCUGGUACACUUCCUAAGGCACCACUCCACGACUAUGGAUCUCCUUCACCGAUGGGCAGGCGACGAUCCGCUCAUAACAGCCGGGUUCUAUUUCUGGAUCAGUGGCACCUUGGAGCAAAGAUCUCAGACGGGUCUCAUGCGUCAUCUCCUAUUUCAAUUGCUGGACCAGGAGAAGUAUCUCGUCCCCGUUGUUUUCUCAGCAAAGUGGGAGCACUAUCAGUCUCUCAGCACGCGAGAACGGAUCAAGGCCUCCGUCUCAUGGGGCCUCCAAGAACUCAAGGAUGCUCUGAAAAGCUUCAUGCAGCACGCUGUAGGCCAAGCAAAAGUCUGCCUAUUUAUAGACGGGCUGGAUGAGUUUGCAGGGGAUUACCAGGAGAUCGUUUCCUUCUUCAAAACUAUGGCAUCGUCGUUUUCUCACGUAAAGUUUUGUUUAUCUAGCCGACAACUGCCGGUCUUUCGGGCAGCCUUUGCGAACAACCCCGGGCUAGAGCUUCACGAUCUUACUCUCCAGGAUAUGGCUGGUUAUGCUCGGGAUCAGCUGUAUGGGAAUUCCUUGACCCAGGCUCUGCUUGCUAAAACCCCAGAUGGAGCAUUUCGGCUUAUUGACGGACUUGUUGAGAGAGCCGACGGAGUCUUCCUUUGGGUGACCCUGGUAGUGCAGUCGCUGCUGCGCCAUCAGGAUUAUGAAGACGUCUUAGAAAUGCAUGAUUACCUACUUCAACAUCCAGCUGAUAUAGACGACCUGUUUACGUACUUUAUCUUCGAACAACCGGCAAAGAAUCAAACAAGUCUGAUCUCCAAACUGUUCCAGCUCCUGCAUGCUAGGGAGGAAGCAUGUCACGCCACUGGGCAGGAAGAGGCCGUCACUAUGCAGCUCUGGGAACUGGCACUUGCAUGCCAGUUAGAAGAGGGGAAAACAGCUAUCCCUGGUAAUGUGCAAGAAGCUACCGCAAGCGAUAUCGAUAAGAUUUGCGCACGAACCAAGAACCACUUCUCCAAUGAGUGCGCAGGUCUGGUCAUUGCGCAUGCUCCAAGCCCAUCAGCAAUCCGAACACAGGCCAGACUUACACCGGCGCAGCUGCUUGCUGAGAGCAACGUGUCCUAUGUCCAUCGAACCGUCAAGGAUUAUCUGUCCCUUUCGCAUGUCUGGGCACGACUCUUGGAAUCAAUGAUAGGAUCGUCAUUUGACCCGCAUCUAUCUCUUCUGACAUCCCAUAUUCUCCAACUCAAGUGGCCUCUCGAUGCCUUUGAACCGCAUCGACAGAUCGACGAGUGGUGGCCCAGUAUCCCGUUAGCAUUCACCCACGCCCGACUAUCUCAGGAUGCGCGAUCACAGCUCGUGCUGAUCCCUGAAUUCGACCGUGCGCUUUGUCAACAUUGGGCGUUCCGCGAUACCAUUGAGAAAGACCACUGGGCAAAGAGUCUAUUUUCUUCGUACGAGAAGCGAAAGAAUGCCGUCUUCCAAGACCCCUUCCUCUCACUGGCAGCCAAAUUCGGUUUAAGCAUUUUAGUCUGCGAAAGGGUUCACCAGGACAGACUCGAUGUUCCAGAAGAAAGUAUCCCGCUCCUCAGCCACUGCAUCGAGUUUUUCGUCAACCGACGGAAAUCUGUAUAUCCACUGUCCGGCCCGGACGUUAUCAGCAGCCUUCUUGCCAAUGGCGCCGAUCCCAACCAGACAUAUAAAGACCUCGACAAGAAGUACCGAACCCCCUGGCUGGCUGUACUAGAUAAGCUUCGUGAAGCAGAACGUCGCCGGUGGAUCCAGUUCUAUGAUACAGCGGAGGAAGGAACCCGGCGUCAGGCUGCCAUCGUGUCCCUGUUCUUGCACCACGGGGCUGAUCCCGAUGCCAUGCUGCCAGAAACUCGGUUUGAUCCAUCCGCGACUGCGCUCGAAGUAGUCACCAGUGUCUAUAGGAAGUAUGCGUCGCCGGAAUUUAGAAUGCUUCGGGACAAGCUGAUCGGACUGGGGGCAAAGGAGCGAGAGGGCCAUGAUAUGUUCUAUCGAGUGUAUGGGGAUUGA
Molecule: messenger RNA, 2247 nt
Organism: Aspergillus sclerotioniger CBS 115572
Lineage: Eukaryota; Fungi; Ascomycota; Eurotiomycetes; Eurotiales; Aspergillaceae
Exons: 1
Coding region: 1-2247 (748 amino acids)
Source: RefSeq, a predicted model, not a curated record